This is a messenger RNA of Acanthoscelides obtectus, 120 nucleotides long. NCBI's taxonomy places the organism in Eukaryota, Metazoa, Arthropoda, Insecta, Coleoptera, Chrysomelidae. The record is from the annotation of a GenBank genome assembly.
AUGGCGAUCCUUAGUUCCCCCGAAGCCAAAUUAGUGCUAUCUGAUAUCUACCAACAUAUCCUGGAUCACUAUCCUUACUUCAGGACGAGAGGGCCUGGUUGGAGGAAUUCGAUAAGGUAA